AGGGACGGCGUGCGGAGCUGGGGUGAGGCGCGGAUCCCCGCUCGGCCGGGCGUUUUAAUAUUUUUUUUUUUUUUUUUCCCUUUUUAAAAUUCUUUACCCCUCCCUUCGCCUACCUGCUUUCCCCAUGGAGUUCAAGCUGGAGGCGCACCGCAUCGUCAGCAUCUCGCUGGGCAAGAUCUACAGCGCGCGGGGCCAGCGCGGCGGCCUGAAGCUGCACAAGAACCUCCUGGUGUCGCUGGUGCUGCGCAGCGCCCGCCAGGUCUACCUGAGCGAGCCGGGCUGCCCGCCCGAGCCGCCCCCCGCCGCCGCCGCCGGCCACCCCGAGGAGGAGCCGCCGCCGCCCCACACCGCCGCCUGGGCGGCCGAGGAGCCAGCGCCGCCGCCCCCGCAGGACGAGGCGGGCAGGGACUGCCAGGGCCCCCGGCCGCGGCGCUGUUGCUGCGGCGAGAACCGCGGGGGCUGCGCCGGGGCCCCCCCGCCGCCGCACUGCCCCCGCAAGCGGAGCGCCGGCGAGCGCGGCCAGGCGGGCUCCCCGGUGAAGAAGCCCCGCCGCGAGGAAGAGGAGCCACCGCCGCUGCCGCCGCCACCGCCGCCCUCGCCACCGGGCGAGCAGGAGGACAUGGAGACAGGCAACGUGGCCAGCCUCAUCAGCAUCUUCGGCUCCAGCUUCUCGGGACUGCUCAGCAAGGAGCCCAAGGGCCGGCGGCGACCGCCUCUGGACGGCGGCGAGGCGGCGGCGGGCACGGCGCCCGCCGAAGCGGCGGCCGAGCCGGGACAGAUCUGCUGCGACGAGCCGGUGCUGCGGACCCUCAACCCCUGGAGCACGGCCAUCGUGGCCUUCUGAUGGCCCGGCCGCAGAGACUGGCUCCCCGCCGCGGGCCGGGGGGCCCGGACGUGACACCCACCGAGC
Molecule: messenger RNA, 910 nt
Organism: Melospiza melodia melodia
Lineage: Eukaryota; Metazoa; Chordata; Aves; Passeriformes; Passerellidae
Gene: IER5
Product: immediate early response 5
Exons: 1
Coding region: 125-844 (239 amino acids)
Source: RefSeq, a predicted model, not a curated record